GUGUCGUGACACGUCCGUCUUGCAUUUAAGAUUUUUUUAAUGUGUGACAAUUUAAUAAUGAUGACUUUGCGUUAAAGUCGUAUGAAAUGGAAAACGACCCGAAUAACACUACGGCGGGUCGCGAGACUGGGCGGUGCAUGUCGGUAGCAGCCAUGCAGGCACUGCACCGGCUGCGCGAGUGCCGGCUUCUCUGCGACGCGAUAGUGCGCGCGGACGACGGCGCCGCAUUCCCCGUGCACCGCGCCAUACUCUCUGCCUGCAGCCCAUACUUCCUGGCACUAUUUACAACAACGUUGCACUCUCGCGAGCAGAGUGACGUCCUGAUAUCGGGCGUUCGCUCCGAGAUCUUGCUGCUCCUGAUCGAGUACGCGUACCUGCGCCGGAUCGACGUUACUGACGGCAACGUGCACGAACUGCUUAUGACGGCCGACUACCUGGCCUUUCUCGGCGUGCUGCAGCUGUGCUGUGACCACCUUAGGGUUUCACUGAACCCUAAAAACUGUCUUGGUAUCAUGAUGUUUGCUAGGCGUGUAUUCUGUUAUAAGCUAGAAGCCGACGCCCGAAGGUAUUUACUGCGCUAUUUCGUAACUGUGGCAACACAAAGUGAUGAAUUUCUCCAUUUACCGCUCGAAGAGCUCAAUUCUAUUAUUCUCGAAGACGAAUUAAAUGUAAAGAGCGAGGAAGUAGUUUGGGAGGCUGUAUUACGUUGGGUGAAUUACGACCCUGACAAUCGCUGGCAGCACACUGUCAAACUUAUGGGCAGUAUACGACUUGGUCUACUCGAUACUCAGUUUUUCUUGGAGAAUGUAAAAGACCACCCUUACGUCACCGGCAAUGAAGGCUCCCGUCCGAUAAUUAUCGAAACGCUAAAAUUUCUUUACGACUUGGAAAUGAUUGCUCAGAGAGACGGUGAAGUCGCUACUCCAGAAAUCGCUCGUCCGCGAGUUCCACACGAAGUCCUGUUUGCAAUUGGAGGCUGGAGCGGUGGUUCUCCUACAGCAUUCAUUGAGACUUAUGACACCAGGGCUGACCGUUGGAUAAAGGUAGAGGAAGUUGACCCUGCAGGACCCCGAGCAUAUCACGGCACGGCGGUGCUGGGCUACUGCAUUUACGUCAUCGGUGGCUUUGAUGGAAUGGAUUAUUUUAAUUCGUGUCGUUGUUUUGAUGCCGUUAGCAAAACAUGGCGCGAGGUAGCACCAAUGAACGCCCGUCGUUGCUAUGUAUCCGUAGCAGUACUAGGCGAGACGAUUUACGCUAUGGGUGGUUACGACGGUCACCAUCGUCAGAACACCGCCGAGCGGUUUAACCAUCGUACCAAUCAGUGGUCGCUGGUUGCACCUAUGAACGCACAAAGAUCUGACGCAAGCGCCGCUGCACUUGAUAGUACCUAUACACAUAAAAUCUACAUAACAGGCGGGUUCAAUGGACAAGAGUGCAUGAAUAGCGUAGAGGUGUACGAUCCGGAUACAAACCAAUGGACCAACUUAGCACCGAUGCGUUCACGCCGCUCUGGCGUCUCCUGUAUCGCUUACCACAACAAGAUUUACGUAAUAGGCGGGUUCAAUGGAAUCUCGCGAAUGUGCAGCGGUGAGGUGUACGACCCGCUGAGCAACACAUGGGCGCCGGUACCUGACAUGUAUAAUCCGCGCUCUAACUUCGCCAUCGAAGUCAUCGACGACAUGAUUUUCGCCAUCGGCGGCUUCAACGGCGUCACUACCAUCUACCACGUCGAAUGUUAUGACGAGAGGACUAAUGAGUGGUACGAAGCUACGGACAUGAACAUCUACCGGUCGGCGUUGUCUGCGUGUGUGAUAAUGGGCCUGCCCAACGUGUACGAUUACAUCCACAAGCACCGCGAGCGGCUCAUGGAGGAAAAACGACAGAAAAUCCUGCUGUCGGAAAACGCGCGCCAUGGACAGCACCGCACCGCUCUGCCUGAUGUUCACCUUAUGGAGGACAACGACGAUAUGCUGGAGCAGCUGGGGUUGAUGGAGAACCAGGCCAACAACAACGACGUUCCCAUCCCGCCGCCGCCCCCCCAGCCAAUGGAGCAGGAGUGAUCGCUCGCGCUCCUAUUGCCGACCCGUCGUUGGUUACUGAAACUUUUCUGUACUACGAUAUGCCUUCCCGAAGUUUAAUAAGAAGAUAAAAAUAAUCAAUAAGAAGA
Hyposmocoma kahamanoa is the source of this 2167-nucleotide messenger RNA. RefSeq names its product kelch-like protein 10 (gene klhl10). NCBI's taxonomy places the organism in Eukaryota, Metazoa, Arthropoda, Insecta, Lepidoptera, Cosmopterigidae. The coding region runs from base 87 to 2060 and encodes 657 amino acids. Gene Ontology annotation, molecular function: protein binding. The transcript has 13 exons. The record is from RefSeq and is a predicted model, not a curated record.